This is a messenger RNA of Solanum tuberosum (potato), 249 nucleotides long. Its product is annotated as VQ motif-containing protein 10-like. Bases 1 to 249 code for a protein of 82 amino acids. The record is from RefSeq and is a predicted model, not a curated record. The transcript has a single exon. NCBI's taxonomy places the organism in Eukaryota, Viridiplantae, Streptophyta, Magnoliopsida, Solanales, Solanaceae.
AUGUCCAAAGAAGGUGUGAAGAUAGUCAUAAUAAAUACAGAAUAUAUACAAACAGAUGCAAGCAGCUUCAAAUCUGUAGUUCAAAAAUUUACCGGCAAGAAUUCUUCUUCUCCGGCGCCGGCAAAGGUUACGCCGGCGGCAUACCGCCGGGGAUAUGAUCAUGGUGAUGACAAUAAGUUGUUGAAGGAUUUGUCUCCUCUAGAUGAACUUCUUGGCCUUUAUGCAAAUGAAGUAGUACGUGAUCGAUGA